Messenger RNA from Symbiodinium sp. CCMP2592, 1620 nucleotides. NCBI's taxonomy places the organism in Eukaryota, Dinophyceae, Suessiales, Symbiodiniaceae. The record is from the annotation of a GenBank genome assembly.
AUGUUGACGUCCUUGCUGUUGCUGCUCCCAGGUUUAGCCUCUUCGACAUCAUUGCGGCAGCAUGCAAGUGAUUUCUCCACGCGAGUUCACGAAGUGGAGGAAAUCCUCCUGAAGCCGUCGGCGUGGUCGAUCUACCCCCCUCCACCGCUGCCACCUCGAUUCCUCAUCGUCACGAGCCCACAGGAGCGCAUCGUCAGCUACUCACAGAUCGGGGACGACUACUCCGCCGUCAAGGGCCUGGUCAAGCCGCUGAUCCAAGGCGGAGUUGAUUUGCCCAAGGGCGUCGCUUUCGACGCGCGCCACAACCGCCUCUUUGUGGCGGAUCCGGGCCUCAAGAGGAUCAAGGCAUGGACGCUUUCGCUGGAGCGCUGCCUGUCGCCGGCAGAGAAGGCCGGUCUUCUCGGCACUGGAGCUUCAUCCGACCCCUUCGUCACCGACGAUGCCGAGGGCCCAACUAGGUGUGACCUGCCCUGGACAUUGAGGGCCAGCGAGGAGGUCACAAUACUGACGGAUGUGUUUAGCGAGUGGGUCUCGUUGGACCACAACGGCAACCUCUACUACUCGGACCAAGAUCGUAAGUCCGUGAACAAGCUCGAGGCUAGCCUUCUGCUCAACCUGGUCCACGGUGAGGUGGCCCCUAGCGAUGUCUCACGCCGCUCCGCAAGCCGUGCUGCUUCGGAGAAGCUUGUUGAGGAGGGGAAGGAGGCCAUGCAGAUAGUCGACAAAGCUCACGAUCCAUUGGCAUUUGCUGCAGACCCCAUGGGAAGUGCCGGGGACGGCCUCAAGGCAGGUGCAGAGCUGAUGGGCAACAUGGCGAAAUCCGCAGCGGCACUGGCACCGGACUUGCCUCUCACUGCCGUCGGGGACACUUCCGUCAUGGAGCUAUUCCAGGCCUCCAGUCCCCGGGUCGUAGGAGAGUGGCUCAGAGCCAUGGGUCUGCUCGGCAUGGAGUCCAGCCAGGGCUUCUUUAUGAAGUUCAUGGUUGUCCUGUUCUUCAUCAUGACGCCGCUUUGGCCGCAUGUGAUGCGCCAGUCGCAGGUCCACUUGCCUUUCAAGCCGAGGUUUGGGCAGAUUGGUCAGCUCGCCUACUGCUGGCUCAUGACGGGGGGUCUACUCUGGGCCUUCCUGUCAACUUUCGGCUUCGAGCAAGAUGACAUCAUUGCAAUCCUGGCUGCGUUGGCCGGGCUACGCGCUGUGCCCUUCUUGUACAAGCGACUCCUGACCCUGGUGGCCACUUAUCCCCUGUCCCUCACCUUCAAGUUCGCCUCCCAGAUUUUGCCCAAGUACACCAUCGAGGAGGCGGAGUUCUUCACCUGCGAUGGUGCCUCGCCCGAGGUGGCAGAGCGAAGGAAGAACUCCAUCAAGGAGCUCAGUGAGAAGUGGAAGAAGAAGUACCCCAAGUGCCAAGAGUUCUCCGUGGAGCUGAAGAAGAUGAUCUCAGACCUGCGCUUCACCUCUGCUAGGUGCUUCCCGGCCUUCAACGGCGUGGUCCAGAAAUACCUGGAUCCUUCCAUGGCCCUGGAUCGCACCGAGGGCGUCGACGUGGUCGACCUCGAGUUUGGUCAUAGUCUUCAGCAUGCCCUCUCCUGUUCAAAAUGCUUUAGCUUAUCAUCUUUUUGA